Molecule: messenger RNA, 835 nt
Organism: Arachis duranensis
Lineage: Eukaryota; Viridiplantae; Streptophyta; Magnoliopsida; Fabales; Fabaceae
Product: molybdopterin synthase sulfur carrier subunit
Exons: 3
Coding region: 329-607 (92 amino acids)
Biological process (GO): Mo-molybdopterin cofactor biosynthetic process
Cellular component (GO): cytosol
Source: RefSeq, a predicted model, not a curated record
CCUGUACGGGUGUUUAACUCUAUCCAAAUAAGGCCUGCUGCCUGAAAGGAAAGAGUCCCACUAUUUCUCUCUUUCUGACCGGGAAAAAAAAUAAUCGUCGUCUCUUCCACUGACCACUGCUCCGCUAUCUCACCGGAGUUCUCGUCUCUCAUCCAUCUCUCAGCCGUGUUCCGUGACGAGCUGAGUCUUCACGCCACCGCCUCCGGUUCGCUGCAAGGUUUAUUGAUGCUGAGCGGGUGAAUUCUACCCUUGUUGCUACUUGCGUUGAACAGUGAUUUUUGCAAUCGAUGACUGUUGUUUUGCUGCUUGUUUGAAGGAAGCGGAUACGAUGAAUGGAGACACCAAGAAAGAAUCUUCCUUGGUGAAGAUAAAAGUAUUGUUUUUUGCAAGAGCACGAGACAUUACUGGCUUGAGUGAGAUGCUACUUGAGGUUUCAUCUGGAAGCACCACUCAAGACUGUUUGAAGAAACUUCUUGUAGUGUUUCCGAGCUUGGAAGAGAUUCAAGGGUGCAUGGUUUUGGCGCUGAACGAGGAGUAUGCAGCAGACACAACAGUUGUUCAAGACAAAGAUGAGUUGGCCAUAAUACCUCCAAUUAGUGGUGGUUGAGGUGAAACAAACAUCUUUAUUUGUUGCAGCAGGGUAUUUUUUCUACUCUUAAAAACAUAAUUUCAAUAUUAAUAAAUGCAUAAGCUUGUAUAUUAUCAAAGCAUUUUAAGCAAUGUCUUCAGCCUCUUGAGAAAUUAAAGUCUAUGAAAUUAGUUAUCCUACCAUCAAUCCACCAUGUAUAUUGAAAAUGAUUGUAUAAUGAGAUUUAUUUUAAACUUUUAUCGGCUA